UGACGUGCGCAAAAACGAAUGCUCUGUGAUCACUGAAAAGCAUCUUCUUUUUCUUUCAAAAGUCGCCACCAUGUCGAAGAGAGGUCGUGGAGGUUCCGCAGGAGCCAAAUUCAGGAUAUCCCUUGGUUUACCCGUGGGAGCCGUUAUCAAUUGUGCAGAUAAUACAGGUGCAAAGAACCUUUAUGUCAUCGCAGUUCAAGGAAUUAAAGGUCGUUUGAACCGUUUGCCUGCUGCAGGUUCUGGCGAUAUGAUUGUUGCAACUGUCAAAAAAGGAAAGCCUGAACUAAGAAAAAAGGUUAUGCCAGCGGUGGUAAUUCGGCAACGAAAGCCGUUCCGCAGGAAGGACGGGGUCUUUAUAUAUUUUGAAGACAAUGCAGGUGUGAUUGUCAAUAAUAAAGGAGAAAUGAAAGGCUCCGCUAUUACAGGACCAGUUGCUAAGGAGUGUGCGGAUUUGUGGCCAAGAAUUGCAUCAAAUGCCAGCAGUAUCUCCUAAAACCUUCUUGUAAAUUUAUUAUCAUACAUAAAAUAAAAAAACUCUUCUACAAA
Messenger RNA from Leptopilina heterotoma, 546 nucleotides. RefSeq names its product 60S ribosomal protein L23 (gene RpL23). Gene Ontology annotation, molecular function: structural constituent of ribosome; large ribosomal subunit rRNA binding. Bases 71 to 493 code for a protein of 140 amino acids. Gene Ontology annotation, cellular component: ribosome; cytosolic large ribosomal subunit. Lineage: Eukaryota; Metazoa; Arthropoda; Insecta; Hymenoptera; Figitidae. Gene Ontology annotation, biological process: translation. The transcript has 4 exons. The record is from RefSeq and is a predicted model, not a curated record.